CCAAAUUCUGUAGAACUUGCCAAACGCCAUUGAAGCAAGCAAUGGCGCGUCCGCCAAUUCCAUUGUCUUCUUCAUCCUCUGCUUCUCCUGCAUUCUCCUGCUCCUCUUCUCUACAUUUUCUUCCCCUUCAACGUCAACUAUGCUCUUCUAGUAGUUCCGUGGCUUUCAAAUUUAGAGUUUCUUGCUCUAACCAGACAGCUCAGGUUGACGCUGAACAACCCCAACGAGUGAAGGUAACAUCAGAAGGAUACAAGAAGAAGAAGAAUAGUGCUAGACCAAGUUUUUUUGAGCAAAUUCGCGAUAAAUGGUCCCUCAAAUUGAGCUCACCGAGGGAAAAAUUCCCGUGGGAAGAACCAGAACAGCAAGAAGAAGAAGAGGACGGAGGAGGGGUCCAGGAGUCUUCUGGGCCUUAUUUAUCUGAAUCUAUGGUAGAAGUGAAAGGUUCAGUUAUUCAUCCUGUGAGUUCCCAAUCUCGUAAUUUUCUUUCUCCCUGGCAUCAAGGCGUCCAACCCCUCGAUAGACAGGUUGAUUCUGAACCUGAUAUUGCCGAGAACGAUAAACAAAUUUUCGAAAAUAAUGUUACUGGAUCUAUUAUUGAAAAAGAGUUUUUUGGAGAUGAUAGAAGUGAUGACGAAGUUGAUAGAGAACUAUACGAUGGUCAUGGCAGUCCAGGUGCGGCUAAGGCAGCAAGAGAGACCAUCCUCUCAGUGGAAGGAAAGAAAAUAUUUUCGAAGGACAAGACGAAUGGCGACGAGAGAGAUCAUAGUGAUGUUCGCAGGUUGAAUGAAGAAAUUGAGGACGCUGGCAAUUUGCUAUCCCGUAGAGUGAAUGAAGUGGAGGGUCGUGAAGGAGAUAGAAAAAGGAGAAGCAGCACGGAGUUAGCAGAUAAGCUGGUUCCCGAACAUGAAUUGCGAAGGCUUAGAAAUAUUGCCUUGAGGAUGGUGGAGAGAAUCGAUGUUGGAGUGGCGGGCAUAACGCAGGAAUUGGUGGAUUCAAUUCAUGCCAAGUGGAGGGAGGAUGAAGUUGUGAAGUUGAAGUUUGAAGGUCCUCUUGCAGCUAACAUGAGAAGGGCUCAUCAGAUUUUAGAGAGAAAAACUGGAGGCUUGGUGGUAUGGCGAUCAGGCAGUUCUGUAGUGCUAUAUAGACAGUCGAGCUACAACCUUCCCUGUGUACAAACGUAUACCAAACUAAACCAUGCUAAUGUGAAUACUGCGCUCCACUCAGAUGAUGUUGGGAAUCAUGCACGAGUCAGACUGAAUGAACAAGUUAGAACUAAGCAUCCAUCUAUGCCAGACUCUACAAAUUAUUUGAAGAAUUUAUCUGAAGAAGAAUACAUGGAACUGAUUGACCUCAACGAUUUGUUAGAUGAGUUAGGGCCACGUUUCAAAGAUUGGUCUGGCCGUGAACCAUUACCUGUUGAUGCAGACUUAUUACCUGGUGUGGUUCCAGGAUAUAAAACUCCAUUCAGACUUCUUCCUCACGGGGUAAGACCUGGUUUAAGAGACAAGGAGAUGACUAAUUUUCGAAGACUUGCAAGAACUAUGGCUCCACACUUUGCCCUUGGUAGAAACAGGGAGCUGCAAGGUCUGGCUAAUGCUAUGUUGAAGCUAUGGGAAAGAAGUGCAAUUGCAAAAAUAGCCAUUAAACGUGGUGUUCUCAAUACAAUGAAUGAGAGGAUGGCGGAAGAACUCAAGAAAUUGACUGGGGGGACUCUACUUUCAAGAAAUAAGGAUUAUAUCGUAUUUUAUAGGGGCAAUGACUUCUUGCCACCUGCUGUCACAGAGGCAUUGACUGAGAGGCAGAAACUAGCCCUUCUCAAGCAAGAUGAAGAAGAUCAAGUGCGACAAAUUGCUUCAUCAUUGAUUAGCUCUGAUGGAAAAGCUUCUCGAGUUCCAUUAGUUGCUGGCACCCUUGCUGAAACAAAGGCAGCAACCACCCAGUGGGGACAUCAACGAAGUAGCCAAGAAGUUGAGAAAAUGAGGAGAGAUGCAGCUACAAGCAAACUGACUUCUAUAAUAAAAAACCUUGAGAAUAAAUUAGCUCAUGCUAAAGCGAGGGUCAAGAAGGCUGAGAGGACUCUAGCAAAAAUGCAGGAUGGUUUGGAGCCAGCAGAUCUUCCAAAUGAUUUGGAAACACUAACUAAUGAAGAGAGAUUCUUAUUCCGGAAGAUUGGUCUGAGUAUGAAGCCAUAUUUACUUCUGGGUAGGCGAGAUGUUUAUUCUGGUACCAUAGAAAACAUGCAUCUACACUGGAAGUACCGUGAGUUGGUGAAGAUAAUUGUAAAUGGAAAAAAUUCUGCCCAAGUAAAGCAUAUUGCAAUAUCUUUGGAGGCUGAAAGUGGUGGGGUGUUAGUGUCUGUGGAUAAAACUCCUAAAGGCUAUGUAAUUAUUGUUUAUCGUGGAAAGAACUACCUCCGUCCACAUGCUCUGAAACCUGAGAAUUUGUUGUCUCGAAGGCAGGCAUUAGCUCGAUCAAUUGAGCUUCAAAGACGUGAGGCACUAAAACAUCAUAUCUUAGACUUAGAGGAGGAGAUUGGGUUGCUGAAAUCUGAGCUGGAUGAUAUGAGUAAUGGAAAGAAGAUAUGAGGGAACUGUUUAUUCAAGGCUGGCUGAGCCUAAUUUUUCUGGUGACAACUUGGAAGAGGCGAGAUUAGUGCGAUCUGAUUAAGUGUAUAUGCUGCAUAUAAUGUGUACUCCUCAGUCAAUGAGAGAGACAAUUCAUUCGACUCCCUCUGACUCAAACUCACACAGUCACACUUCCUUUAUUGAGGUUUUGUCCUAAUAAAAAAAUAAAACUCUUUGAAAGUAAUUUCAGGAUAUGAAUCUUGUGGCAUCUUGCUUUUUGAAUGCUUUGAUGAGUUUACUUCAUUAAAAACUCUAAACGCCACGUGUCUAAUGAAGUCAGACACUCCAUUUUCCCUUAAAUAUCAGUUUUCAUUGGUGAAAGGGUCAGAGACGUGUUUUGACAAAAGUUACAGCGGUAGUUAGUUAGGAUGAGAAUGUUCAGAAGAAGCACGAGCCUUGACUUGGUAUGGUAAUGCAUUGCAAAUUUGCAGUUGGGUUAGCUGGGAAGACUGAAUUUUGGAAGCUUGAUAUCAAAUUAUCAAACAUAUAGUUUAAUCUACUGAUCGAUGAACAGGAUGAUAGCAGAAAUUCUUGAGCUGUUAUGUUUCUGUUUGGGAAGCCUUUUCAAGAUAGCAAGACCUUCUUCCUUUUCUUCCUCGUCCUUUUUUUUUUGCCCUUUUUUAUAACAGCUAGACCUUUCUGCAAAUUGCCCAUUGCACUCUUGUGGGCAAUAGUUUUGCUCUCAGAAAUUCUGUCAUUCUAUGUAAAUACAUUACUGUAAAUAUGUUAUGUCAGUGAUAUGUGAAAAGUUUGUUUCUCAUCAUUAUGUAAUUUUUUUUUCUGUUGGUAGGAAAUGUGUGUUUGCACCUUUGACAAGAUUCAUUCUGAAAUAUCAGUUGAAGUUUAGAAUACAA
Prosopis cineraria is the source of this 3478-nucleotide messenger RNA. Its product is annotated as CRM-domain containing factor CFM3, chloroplastic/mitochondrial. Lineage: Eukaryota; Viridiplantae; Streptophyta; Magnoliopsida; Fabales; Fabaceae. Bases 42 to 2585 code for a protein of 847 amino acids. The record is from RefSeq and is a predicted model, not a curated record. Gene Ontology annotation, molecular function: mRNA binding. Gene Ontology annotation, biological process: RNA splicing, via transesterification reactions. The transcript is spliced from 9 exons.